AUGUACUCCAAUAAUUUUGGACAACAACAGCCUGGCAGCCAGCAGUAUGGAGGGGGCUUCAACAGCUUGGGUCAGCAGCAGCAACAGCCCAGUCCAUUUGCACCUCAGCCUACUGGCUAUGGACAACCUCAGCAACAGCAGCAGCAGCAGCAGCCGAUGCAGUCGCAGUUCACUGGAUAUCCCAUGCAGGCCCAACCGACCGGUAUGCCUCAGCAGUCGCAGCCCCUCCAGCAGCAGUACACGGGCUUCCCCUCGCAAGGGUUCAGCACCGGUGCGCCGCCACCACCGGUACCAUCGAUACCGAACCAAUACCAGUCGCAGUUUCUGCAGCAACAGCAUCAGCAACAGCAGCCGCAGCAACAGAGCUUCCAGCCCACGCAGACUGCGGGCUUCUCCGCGUCGCCUCAGCAGUCUGCCGGGCCUUCGCAGCCGCCCCCCGCACCCGUGAAACCUCAACCUACAGGGUUUAGCCAGAUGACCGCUUCAUUCCAGGCGGCUGGCACAUCGUCUCGUACGCAGGACGCUCGACCGGCCAAGACGAACAAGAUCCCCAACAUUCGCCUGUCGUUCAUCACCGCCAAAGACCAGGCACAGUUCGAAACUCUGUUCAAGUCGGCCGUGGGUGAGGGCUCCAGCACAAUGUCGGGCGAACGCGCACGCGACCUACUUCUUCGCUCGAAGCUUGAUGGCGACUCGCUCUCGCAUAUCUGGACACUGUCGGAUACCACUAGAGCUGGAGAGCUGUACUUCCCCGAGUUCGCCUUGGCCAUGUACCUCUGCAACCUAAGACUCUCUGGCAAGACUCUCCCACAGAUGCUACCUGAACAUAUCAGAAACGAAGUCUCCAGCAUGGUCGAUAUUAUUGGAUUCAGCGUUGUUGAAGAAUCCCUUGGCUCAGCUGCCGCUGCCACCAACAAGCCGAACUUUCAGUCCAGCAGCCAACAAUCCCAACCCCAGCCUUCCAACAGUCAGAUUUUGCAAUCGCAGAUGACGGGCUUCCCGACUCAGCAGACUGGCUUUGGCGCAUCCACCCAGAGCAUGCAGCCUCAAGCGACUGGCUAUCCUGGCAUGCAGAAUCCCCAACCGACGGGCUAUGCUGGCCCUAGACCACCAAUGCCUCCUAUGCCUACGGGUUACAACCAAAGCAGUAUGGCCAUGCCAUUGAAUGCACAGCCAACCGGCGCACCGGGCCAAUGGGGCCUUGUCAAUGCCCCUUUGUCUGGCUUACCUAACAUUGAUGCUUUACAAGCGCAAAUGAUGCCUCAGCAAGGCCGUGAGGGCGGAAGCUUUACUACCCAAGGUCUGCAGGGUAAUGCUGUUAUUCCGUGGGCUAUCACCAAAGAGGAGAAGACACGGUACGACUCUCUUUUUCGAGCAUGGGACGGCUUUGGCAAGGGUCACAUCCUCGGCAGCCAAGCUAUUGAGAUCUUCGGCCAGAGUGGUCUCGAGAAGCCUGAUCUGGAGCGCAUUUGGACACUGGCGGAUCACGGAAACAAGGGUCGUCUGGAUCUUGACGAAUUCGCUGUUGCCAUGCAUUUGAUUUACAGAAAGUUGAACGGUUACCCCAUCCCCAAUAACUUGCCGCCUGAGCUUGUCCCGCCUUCUACGCGCAACCUGAGUCGAUCGAUUGGCACACUCAAGAAUAUGCUCCACGAGGAAUCCAACUUUCGCAAGGAUUCCGGUGCUGCUCUUCUGCCGCAAAAGACCGGCGUAAGCUACAUGAAGAACCGCUCGCUGCGUGGUUUCAACACCCCAACCACUGCUGGCCGUAAGGAUGCUACUGUGUUCCGCAACGAUGACGAAAGUUUUGGAUACAAGUCGAGUGCUCGCCGCCGAGUUGGUAACAACACUGAGCGCUCCGAAUCGCCCUCCUCUGUGGGGUCCAAUGAUGAGUUGACACUGGACCAGCUCCGAAAGAAGAUCAAGGAAAAGGAGGUUCUCCUUGAUGCCAUGGAUUUCCAGGACGAGAAGAAUAUGGAAGAGGACGAUGUUCUUGACAGACGCGAUCGCCGUGAGUCGGAAGAGUUGUAUCGACGCAUCCGACGUAUUCAAGGCGAUAUUGAUGCUCAUCCCAAUGCCUCGUUGGCUGGCGGUGACUCUGAUGCUGAAAGACGUGCCCUGAAGCGACAGCUCCAGAAUUUUCUUGAUAAGGUGCCCGAGCUAGCUUCGCAGGUUCGCAAGACUGAAAAAGCUAUUAUGGAUGCUAGACUCGAGCUGUUCCGACUCAAGGACGCCAAGGCCAAUCCUGGCAGCGCCUCAACCAUUGUUGGAACUGGCCCAGGUGGUGUUGUCACCGAAUCCGACCGACUGAAGGCACGUGCCAAAGCCAUGAUGCAGCAACGCACCGCUGCACUGACGGGCAAGAGGGUUGACGUUCCGCUUGAUGAUGACUCUGCUUCUAAGCGCCUGGAAGAAGAGAGCAUCAAGGUGAAGAACGAGAAGGAAAGCAACGAGCGAAUGGUCCGCGAUGUCGAGGAAAGUGUUGGCGUGUUUGCUCGUGGUAUCGAAGACAACCUCAAGGACGGCGCUCGGGAUAAAAGCAGCGAGCACGAGCGGCGUCGUUGGGAUGAUGCAUUGGGCGUUGAAGAUGAAGUACGUGAUUUCAUCUUUGAUCUUCAGCGUGAGAGCCGCGCCGCCCGUGUUCGGUCCCAGGACAAGAGGACAACUCGACCCGCGGCGACAGAGCAGCCACGCCAGGAGCGUGCUGCUCCCGUCCCUGCUCGCGUCGAAUCACCAGUGUCUACUUCGCGAACUUCGACACCUCCCGCUGCUGGCGGUUCCUACGCCGCUUACAAGACACCAGAGGAGCGUGCCGCUUUUAUUCGGCAGCAAGCGGAGCAGCGUAUGGCUGAGCGUCUGGCCGCUCUCGGUAUCAAGGCUCCUUCUAAGCCGGGCGAGAGCGCAGCCCAGCGUGCUGACCGCGAAAAAGCGGAGCGAGCAGCCAAGCUCAAGCAGGCGGAAGAGGAGGAUGCUCGCAGAGAGACGGAGCGUCGUGCUAGACUGGCCGAUGAGCAAGGUGUGCCGCCUCCUCCUCCUGCUGCAGAGGCACCCAAGCCGGCGCCCCCGCCUCCCCGAAAGGCACCCAAGGCCGAUGUUGUUGAGACCCGGGCGGCGGAACAGAAGCUUGCUGAAGAGCACCACCAACAGCAGCAGGAAGCUAAUGAUAUGCAGAACGCGGUCAAGGAGGAAGAAGAUGAGUACGCCAAAGAACAGCGGGCUAGUGAGGCACGCCUCAAGGCGUUGGAAGAACAGGUGAGACAGGGCAAGCUACGCAAGGAAGAGGAGAAGAAGAAAAAGAAGGCUGCUCUGGCCGAGGCCAGGGAGAAGGAGGCCAAGCUGGCUGCCCGACGAGCUGAGGCGGAGGCUGCCAAGCAACGAGAGCUUGAGCUGCAGCGGCAACUGGAGGCCAUGAACGAUGACUCGUCUUCAGAUGACGAGGACGGCCGCGAGCAAGUCACUCCCAUGGAAUCUUCGGAGCGCAGCGUGGAUGAGGAGCCCAACUCUGCACCACCUCCGCCUCCUGUGCCGGUCUCCUCACCGCCACCCACGAUAGUGACGUCGCCGCCUGCGGAGACGGAGAGUAAGAAUCCCUACAAGAAAAUGAUGUCGCACCCAUCUGAGACGGCCUCUCCUGCGACCACAUCUCCGGUGGCCGCCCCUGCGGCCCCUGCACCCCCCGUGCCCAAGGCGGUCGCACCGCCGGCGGCCGACGCGUCGACGAACCCCUUCCACCGUAUGACCCAGCAGGGUGGUGGUAGUGGUGGCUCUGCCCCCGCUCCCCAGGCUCCCAUCUCGCGCAAAAGAGCCGACUCGGACGACUGGGGCUCGGACAAGGAUGACGACUCGGACGACUCUGAUGACGAGCGGCCGGGCGGUGGCAAUGCAGCUCAGCUCGCGUCGAUCUUGUUUGGUACCAUGGCACCACCGCGGCCGCUUUCUGCGGCCGGGAGGGACUCGAAGCCGGCCAGCCCAGCGCCGGCCAGAGACGCACCCAUCGCCUCACCCCCUCCUCCUCCUCCCGUGCCCGGUGUAGGCUUGGAUGCGCCCUCUGGACCACCCCCCCCUCCUCCCAUGCCUGGAAGCAGCGACUUGGGAGCACCAAUCGGUGCGCCGCCGCCGCCGCCUCCCAUGCCUGGCGUGGCAGCUCCUCCUCCGCCGCCUCCUCCUGCUGGUGGUGCACCACCACCCCCUCCCCCUCCUGGGAGCGGCGCACCGCCGCCUCCUCCGCCUCCCGGGGGUGCACCAGCACCGGCAGCACCGGCAGCUGGUCCGCCAGCCGGGUUUCUCAACCAAAUUCAGGGCGGCUUGAAGCUGAAGAAGACGCAGACCAAGGAGAGCUCCGGACCGACGGUUGGAAAGGUUUUGGGUUAA
This is a messenger RNA of Cordyceps fumosorosea ARSEF 2679, 4371 nucleotides long. RefSeq names its product polyA nuclease. Gene Ontology annotation, biological process: endocytosis; actin cortical patch assembly; endosomal transport. Gene Ontology annotation, molecular function: calcium ion binding; actin binding. The transcript is spliced from 2 exons. The record is from RefSeq and is a predicted model, not a curated record. Bases 1 to 4371 code for a protein of 1456 amino acids. NCBI's taxonomy places the organism in Eukaryota, Fungi, Ascomycota, Sordariomycetes, Hypocreales, Cordycipitaceae. Gene Ontology annotation, cellular component: nucleus; cytoplasm; actin cortical patch.